AGGCAUGUCAUGUACUCUACUGUGACAUUACUGCCUGCAUCACCCACUCUCCUCUCAUCGUCCCUCUAAAUAUGCAGCACAAAUAUGAAAAUAACAAUCAAUAAAAUUAAAAAUAGCUUACCCUUUUCUUAAAAAAAAUAAAAAUAAUAACAACUGUGAUAUAUAUUUAGUAAAAAUAUUUUUUUUAUUUUACAAAUUAAUUGAUGUCAUCAUGUAUGAUAAUUGUAAAUCUUUUUUUUUCCCCAAAUUGAUGUCCAAAAUAAUCAAUCAAUGUAUAGAUGGACAUCGUUACCAUUACUAAAUAACCAAAUAUCUCUAAUCCCUCUGUGUCCCCUCCACCACCAACUAUUUUUCCUUCUCCAAUUUGGGGCCUUUGAUUUUUACCUCCGGUUCCAUAGCCUUGUUUUUUGUGGGUGCUGCACACAUUUUUUUUUUGAAUUUUUUUUUUAAGGAAAAAGGGGUAUAUUUCCUUGGAUUUACACCCACACCAAACGAUGGGUGCCUGCUGUUCUACGCAAUUCAAGUACAAAGGUAGACGGUAUGAAAAAGAAGGAUCAGAUGAAAAAGAGGAUGAGGGGCACCAUCGAGACCACAACAUCAACAAUGAUGACAAUAGCGCCAAUGUUACCAGGAUUGGACAUGCGGGGGCUAUUGUUAGAUUGCAAGGCUCCUCCUCCUUGACCUCAAUGUACACUCGCAAGGGCAAGAAGGGGAUCAACCAGGACGCUAUGACCGUUUGGGAGAACUUUACGGGGGAAAAGAAUGUGUUCUUCUGCGGUGUAUUUGACGGUCACGGUCCAUCGGGUCACAAGGUUGCACGCUACGUAUGCGAUGCCUUGCCAUUGAAGCUUUCGACAAUGCAUCAGCCUCGGCCCAGCGCUAAGAAGGAGGGCGACAAGGACAGCAGUCACAAGCAUUGGGAGGCAAGUUUGAUUAGAACUUUCCAAGAAUUGGAUGAAGAUCUUAGCAUGGAAGAUUCCCUUGAUAGUUACUGCAGUGGCACCACGGCCGUAACCAUUGUUAAGCAGGACCAACACUUGAUCAUUUCGAACUUGGGGGAUUCUCGAGCGAUUCUUGGCACCAGGGACAACAAAAACCAAAUCAUUCCAGUCCAACUCACAGUCGAUUUGAAACCUAGUUUACCGAGUGAAUUGGAAAGAAUCCAGAAGAACGGUGGCAGAGUAUUCGCAAUGGAAGAAGAACCGAAUGUACCGAGAGUGUGGAUGCCCGACCAAGAUUGCCCCGGUCUAGCUAUGUCGAGAGCUUUCGGGGAUUUCUGCCUCAAGGAUCAUGGACUUAUCUCUACACCUCAAGUUUCUUAUAGAAGGCUUACUCCCAAAGAUGAAUUUGUAGUGUUGGCAACUGAUGGGGUGUGGGAUGUGCUUUCAAACAACGAGGUGGUACAAAUAGUAGCCUCAGUAAAGAGACCAUCUAUAGCAGCAAAAGUACUGGUUUAUUAUGCAGUUCAAGCAUGGAGAACCAAGUACCCGGGUUCUAAGGUCGAUGACUGCGCGGUUGUUUGCUUGUUCCUCAAGAAACGACCUUCGGUAUCGGGAACGUUAUCAGAUAUCAGCCAGCAGACCGCAAGUCACGUCAAUGGGGUGGAUCCGAAAGGCAAGAAAACGGAAGAAGGGGAGACUGUGAUUAAUUGUGACAUAGUGGUGGAUCCAAAGGCGCUUGAAGAAGUAAAUAGAAUAAAUGGGAACACCAUCAAGCAGCGUUCUCGGCUUGGCAGUUUGAGUAGGGACAAAAUAACUACGGAUUUUGGUGGACAAACCCAAAGUUAAUAUGUAAAAUAUAGUAAAAAAAAAUCUCAAAUAUUAUUCCAAUGAUUUUCGGAAUUUGGCACUCAAAGUUUAAUUUAAUUUUGAUUAUUGAGAAUUUUAUGAUCUUCUUUUAUUAAUAAUGAAAUUAUCAUAUUUUUAUAAA
Gossypium arboreum is the source of this 1929-nucleotide messenger RNA. Its product is annotated as probable protein phosphatase 2C 65. Gene Ontology annotation, molecular function: protein serine/threonine phosphatase activity. Gene Ontology annotation, biological process: protein dephosphorylation. Bases 495 to 1787 code for a protein of 430 amino acids. Lineage: Eukaryota; Viridiplantae; Streptophyta; Magnoliopsida; Malvales; Malvaceae. The transcript is spliced from 4 exons. The record is from RefSeq and is a predicted model, not a curated record.